This is a messenger RNA of Larimichthys crocea (large yellow croaker), 964 nucleotides long. RefSeq names its product proteasome 20S subunit beta 1 (gene psmb1). Gene Ontology annotation, cellular component: cytoplasm; proteasome core complex; nucleus. NCBI's taxonomy places the organism in Eukaryota, Metazoa, Chordata, Actinopteri, Sciaenidae. Bases 104 to 817 code for a protein of 237 amino acids. The transcript is spliced from 6 exons. The record is from RefSeq and is a predicted model, not a curated record.
UGGACACGUCGCUGUGCUGCCAGUAGAAGAAGAGGCUGCCAUAUUGCAGUGAUACAGCGAGUUUGCCGGGCUGAAUCCUGAACUCGUCUCUCUCUAACAAAAAAUGAUUUCGUCUCACAGUUUUGGAGACAAUGGGAAGAUGAAAGACUAUCAUUACACCGGUCCGGUGGAGCACCGCUUCUCUCCGUACGCCUUCAACGGAGGGACCGUACUAGCUGUUGCCGGAGAAGACUUUGCCAUCGUAGCCUCAGACACCAGGUUAAGUGAAGGCUACUCCAUCCACAGCCGGGACUCUCCAAAGUGCUACAAGCUGACAGACACAACCGUCAUCGGCUGCAGCGGUUUCCACGGCGACUGCCUGACUCUGACUAAAAUCAUUGAUGCUAGACUAAAGAUGUACAAACACUCGAACAAUAAGUCAAUGACCAGCGGAGCCAUUGCAGCCAUGUUGUCAACCAUCCUGUACGGCAGGCGGUUCUUCCCCUACUACGUCUACAACAUCAUCGGAGGACUGGAUGAAGAGGGCAAGGGAGCAGUCUACAGUUUUGACCCAGUGGGCUCCUACCAGAGAGACACCUACAAGGCCGGAGGAUCAGCAAGUGCCAUGCUACAACCACUGCUAGAUAACCAGAUUGGUUUCAAGAACAUGGAGGGUGUGCAGCACGUUCCUCUGACUAAGGACAAGGCGGUUCAGCUGGUCAAAGACGUGUUCAUCUCAGCCGCAGAGAGAGACGUCUACACCGGAGAUGCUCUUCGGAUCUGCGUCAUCACAAAGGAGGGCAUCAACGAGCAGACCAUAGCACUGAGGAAGGACUGAGGAGGGAAAUGUUUCACUUUCUCUGCCUUGCUUAUUAGUCUGUUCUUUCCGUAUUCACUCUGUUGGUUUGACCCCUUUACAUCACGUUUCCUAAAAUAGGAGUGUUGAUUCAGAAGUUGCUUUACUGGAGAGCUGAAAUUCCAUUUU